Cynocephalus volans (Philippine flying lemur) is the source of this 1161-nucleotide messenger RNA. RefSeq names its product synaptotagmin 5 (gene SYT5). The transcript is spliced from 8 exons. Gene Ontology annotation, molecular function: phosphatidylserine binding; clathrin binding; syntaxin binding. The coding region runs from base 1 to 1161 and encodes 386 amino acids. Gene Ontology annotation, biological process: regulation of calcium ion-dependent exocytosis; synaptic vesicle endocytosis; cellular response to calcium ion. Lineage: Eukaryota; Metazoa; Chordata; Mammalia; Dermoptera; Cynocephalidae. Gene Ontology annotation, cellular component: dense core granule; synaptic vesicle membrane; axon. The record is from RefSeq and is a predicted model, not a curated record.
AUGUUCCCGGAGCCCCCAACCCCGGGACCUCCAGCAUCGAACACGCCUCCGGACUCCAGCCGCAUCAGCCGUGGCCCAGUGCCUCCCUGGGCCCUGGCCACCAUCGUGCUGGUCUCAGGCCUCCUCAUCUUCAGCUGCUGUCUCUGUCUUUACCGGAAACGUUGUCGGAGGCGGAUGGGCAAGAAGAGCCAGGCCCAAGCCCAGGUCCACCUUCAGGAAGUGAAGGAGCUGGGCCGGAGUUACAUAGAUAAGGUGCAGCCAGAAGUGGAGGAACUAGAGCCAGCAUCAUCCAGGCCAGAGCAGCAGGUGGCAGAGAAGCAUGAGCUAGGACGACUGCAGUACUCACUGGAUUAUGACUUCCAGAGUGGCCAGCUGCUGGUGGGUAUCCUGCAAGCUGAGGGAUUGGCAGCCUUGGACCUGGGUGGCUCCUCAGAUCCCUAUGUGCGGGUUUACCUGCUGCCAGACAAGCGGAGGCGGCAGGAGACCAAGGUGCAUCGGCAGACGCUGAACCCACACUUUGGAGAGACCUUCGCCUUCAAGGUCCCCUACGUGGAGCUGGGGGGAAGGGUGUUGGUCAUGGCGGUGUACGACUUUGACCGCUUCUCCCGCAACGAUGCCAUCGGGGAGGUUCGGGUCCCCAUGAGCUCCGUGGACUUAGGGCGGCCGGUGCAGGCCUGGCGCGAGCUGCAGCUGGCUCCGCGGGAGGAGCAGGAGAAACUAGGGGACAUCUGUUUCUCCCUCCGCUAUGUCCCCACCGCCGGGAAGCUCACAGUCAUCGUCCUGGAAGCUAAAAAUCUGAAGAAAAUGGACGUAGGAGGACUGUCAGAUCCGUAUGUCAAAGUCCACUUGCUGCAGGGUGGUAAAAAGGUGCGGAAGAAGAAGACUACCAUCAAGAAGAACACUCUGAACCCCUAUUACAACGAAGCUUUCAGCUUCGAGGUGCCCUGUGACCAAGUCCAGAAGGUCCAUGUGGAGCUGACCGUGCUGGACUAUGACAAGCUGGGCAAGAACGAGGCCAUUGGGAGAGUGGCUGUAGGGACAGCGGCCGGUGGGGCUGGCCUGCGGCACUGGGCGGACAUGCUGGCAAACCCCCGGCGGCCCAUUGCGCAGUGGCACUCAUUGCGGCCCCCUGACCGAGUGAGGCUGCUGCCUGUACCCUGA